AUGAAAAAAUUUGUUGAUUUCAACGCUGAAAAGAGAGCCGGUUCUACCAACGACUUCUACAGGAACAUAUACAAACUAAUGAACAAUGCCAACUACGGUAGAUUGUUGAUGAACAAACGGAACCAUCGUGAUGUCAGGAUAGUAACCAAAGACAGUCUCCUUCAAAAGCUGAUCCGCAACCCUCAAUUUUCCGAACAUGUAAUAGUAGCGCCAAACGUUGUGCUUGUUUAUAUGCAAAGGAAGUCUGUCUUGUUGAACGCCCCAAUUUAUGCCGGAAUGUGUGUUCUAGACAUAGCAAAAACACACAUGAAUAGGUUCUAUUAUGAUGUGCUGUGUACUCAUAUUGACAAGUUACGCUUAUGUUACACAGACACAGACUCACUUCUGAUACACCUGACCUCGGACCGUGACAUAUUCGAUCUCUUGCGUCCGAUAGCAUCAACACAUUUGGAUCUGUCUGUAUAUCCGGAUGCUCACCCACUUAAAGACGAUACAAAAAAAGGUCGGAUUGGUUGUUUUAAAGAUGAAGCUCGUGACGGGAAACAGAUCCAAGAGUUUGUCGGGUUACGUGCCAAAAUGUACGUAUAUCGUUACGGGUCGGACGAAAAAGAAGUAAAGUUCACUUCUAUGAAAGCGAAAGGUAUAAAGUCUUCAUAUGUGAAACAUAACCUCACGUUCGAAGACUACAAGAGGACACUGUUUGACGGCACGGAGCCUGAGAAAGCAGAAUUUAACCAGAUACAAAGCCGGCUAUUUAGGAUAACAACCAAAACAGUAGUGAAACGAUCUCUGUCUGCUGCCGACGACAAGAGAGUAAUCAACAAUGACCGAAUCAAUACGAUGCCCUAUGGGCAUUAUAAACUUAGGACCAUCGCGGAAGAACCUACCGCUGAGGAGGACAGCAAUGAAAACAAUGACAAUGACAUUAUAUGA
This is a messenger RNA of Macrosteles quadrilineatus (aster leafhopper), 933 nucleotides long. RefSeq lists its product as uncharacterized. The transcript has a single exon. The record is from RefSeq and is a predicted model, not a curated record. Bases 1 to 933 code for a protein of 310 amino acids. NCBI's taxonomy places the organism in Eukaryota, Metazoa, Arthropoda, Insecta, Hemiptera, Cicadellidae.